AUGUCGACGAACAAUGCCACACCCAUCACAGAUGACUCAAAAGCAAAUUCGGUGCAAUUUGCCGUACUUCUUGCAUUUGAAAUUUCAUCAAUUAUCACGUCGAGUAUAAUUGUUAUCUAUAUUGUUGUAACACCUGCCUUUCGAUCAAAAGAGCAAAAUCAUUCAACAUGUGUUUUACUAUCAUUUAACUUUCUUCAACUUAUUAGUGACAUUCCGUUGGCAAUACAUUUCUUUCACCUCAAUAUUGUUCAACCAGCUACAUCUGUUCACUGUAUUCUAUGGACAUGGCUUGAUUUCACACUUAAUACUUCUAGUGUUCAACUAAUGGCAUGGAUUUCAAUUGAGCGACAUUUAUUCAUCUUUUCUUGGAACCUUACGCGCAGAAUGUCAAGAUUACAACGAUGGUUCAUUCAUUUCGCUCCAUUAAUUAUAUGUUCAGUAUGGUGUCCGAUAUUCUAUUUCUUCACUAUCAUUGUCAGUCCAAUGUGUGUUAAUACAUGGGUUUUUUAUAGGCCACUUUGCGGUUUACCUUGUUACGUGGCAACAAAUUGGAAUUAUUAUGAUCUUAUUUUUAAUAUUAUUAUGCCUGUUUUGUUUAUUCUCAUUGCUAAUGUCGCACUUGUUAUACGUGUCGUUAAACAAAAAUUGUCCAGAGUACGUCCUACUCGCGUAGAUUGGCGUAGGCAACGCAAAAUGGCUCUCCAAUUAGGUAUUCUCUCUAUGCUGUUCUUGUUGGUCUGGAUUCCUCUUUGUAUUAUACAGCUCAAAAUGAUUUAUUUUAAGUCAGAUUUACUUCUUCAGGUCAAUGACUUUAUAGUUUAUCUUUUGUAUUUUAUUCCAUUAUUACUACCAUUUAUUCUUUUGCUUUCAAGACCUGAAUUCAUGAAAAAUUUUAAAGAUUUCUUAUUUGAAAAAAGACAGGCAACUGUUAUGCCAACAAAAAUAAACUAG
Molecule: messenger RNA, 951 nt
Organism: Rotaria socialis
Lineage: Eukaryota; Metazoa; Rotifera; Eurotatoria; Philodinida; Philodinidae
Source: the annotation of a GenBank genome assembly